AUGCCGAAUCUUAAUGAAUUGGUAGCUGAAUUUCUAAUUAAUGACGCGAAACUUACCCAAUUCACACGAAAUCUAAUAGAAAAUUACGAAAAAUUACGAUUAGAGCUGAUCAACAAAGAUAGGGAAAUAAAGGACAAAAGAGAAAAGAUUCGGCGACUGGAAGCGGAGGUUGCAAGAAUCAGAAACGUGAAAUACAAAGUGGCAAAUGUGAUUACCACUCACCCCACUCCCAUAAACCAAUCAUGUUUUUAUAAUGCGUUGGUUAUUUCCGCCAACACACCGCUCGCCGAGGAGGACCAAGUGCAAUACCCUCUCAUCAAAUCUGUUAAUUGGCUGUAUGCGCCUAAGCUCGGCGUAGUCUCAGCAAUUAAUAUGCGUGAGCGGUUGGAGCCGCAAGAGAAAGGAGAGGAUAAGGAAAACGAGAUAGAGACAAAGCUGGGACAGUGGUGCAGUUUCCUUGUUGAGGACCUUCGAACUGAUGAGGAACUUCGGAGCUUCACUAAACUGUCAUUCAAUUCUCUGGUGGUCAAAGACCUGAGUGUCACAGAGCCGUGCAGGACAAUCUUAACCGUAUUGGAAAUUGAGACCUCUAAACUGUUCGAGGAGGCAGCUGUUUAUUUGGAAGACGAAUUUUUGAAUAAAAUUAAUUUUCCAGCAAACUUGAGGAAAAAACUGUUCGAUUGCAAAAUGCAACAGUUUAAAGUAUUUCAGAAACUCUCGCCGCAAUAUUUACUCAAGGAUCAGCAAUAUUUACUCAAGCUCAAAGUGAAAAUUGUUUUGAGAGAAAAUUGGCAAGAACUGUUUGUCCACGAUCAAAAUUGGGCAUUAUUCGAAGUUGAACAUGUCUGUUGUGCUGCUGUCAAUUCUCGCGUAAUUUUCUUCUCGUGA
Messenger RNA from Caenorhabditis remanei, 888 nucleotides. RefSeq lists its product as uncharacterized. The transcript is spliced from 6 exons. The coding region runs from base 1 to 888 and encodes 295 amino acids. Lineage: Eukaryota; Metazoa; Nematoda; Chromadorea; Rhabditida; Rhabditidae. The record is from RefSeq and is a predicted model, not a curated record.